This is a messenger RNA of Podarcis muralis (Common wall lizard), 5613 nucleotides long. It is a transcript of the gene YPEL1, whose product is annotated as yippee like 1. Lineage: Eukaryota; Metazoa; Chordata; Lepidosauria; Squamata; Lacertidae. The record is from RefSeq and is a predicted model, not a curated record.
AUCGUGCUGAGCAGCUGGGGGGGGGUCGUCUAUACGUGCCGCCCCUUCUGCAGUUUCUUGUGGUUUUGGAGCCUGCUAGGCUGCUAUUCAAUGGCUCGAACAAGUAAGCCCCAGAGGUUUUGAUUGUUUCUUCUGUGGCGUUUGUGUGGAAGCUGCCACACACACUCCAGAACAACAACGGCUUUUGCUUGCAUUUUCCAGUGUUUCUUUUGUCAGCAAGUUCAGCAAAGUUGCAAUUCUUCAAGUGCCAGCCCUGAUCAGAGUGAAGAACUGGCAACAGAGAUGGUAAAAAUGACAAAAUCCAAAACGUUCCAGGCUUACCUACCAAACUGUCAUCGGACCUACAGUUGUAUCCACUGCAGAGCCCAUCUAGCCAAUCAUGAUGAACUAAUUUCCAAGUCCUUUCAGGGAAGCCAGGGGCGAGCCUACCUCUUUAAUUCAGUGGUGAAUGUGGGCUGUGGUCCUGCAGAAGAGAGAGUUCUUCUGACAGGCUUGCAUGCAGUAGCAGAUAUUUAUUGUGAAAACUGCAAAACCACUCUUGGAUGGAAAUACGAACAUGCGUUUGAAAGCAGUCAGAAAUACAAAGAAGGAAAAUUCAUCAUUGAACUUGCCCACAUGAUCAAAGACAAUGGCUGGGAGUAAAUGGGAACACUUCUCUCUCUCUCUCUCUCUCUUUGGACAAUUAACCUGGGGAACAUGCUUUAUAAAGACUAAUGCAAAAAGGAUUUUGGUUCGGCUGGCUGAGAAAAUCGCUGCGUUUUUGAAACCUCCAAACUGAGUAGUGUAAUUUUGUGCCCCCCCCCUUUCCCCAAAAGGCCAUCUUUUGCCUUUUCCUCUUUGUGUAAGUUUCCCUCUUUUUGUAUAUGUAUUCCUGUGUGAACAGUUGUUUUGGAUCGACUUUUUCUACAAACUCUAGAGGAAUAAUUCCCUAAUUUCACAUUACUUUUAAUAGCUAGCGCUCUCUUUUGAACUGUGCUUUUUAAAUGCUCCUUCCUUCUGUGCAUGCUUUUUGCCCAUCACCUGCCCCGAAAUUUUGUUGAAGGCCUGCGUGAACAGUCCUAGAGAGAAUGUAAGGCAUGUUCCUUCCCCAUGACCCCGGACAUAGCAAUUUCUGUGCUCUCUUUGCAGUGAGAAGGACAUAACAUUGUAGUAACCAUUAGUUCUUUUCUUUUUCUUUUUUAAAGUACUGCAGCUUGUGUGUAUCUUUGGGCAGGUUGGUUAAAGGUUUAGUCAUUUGUACUCGCUGAGGUUUAUAAAUCCUUGCUUUUAUUUAAAGAAAAUGAGAAGCGAGGGUGGAAUAAUAAUUUACAAGGUCAACUAACUUAUAAGGUCUGACCGAAAUCAAAACAUUCCUAAUAAAGUCAAACUUUGCUCUUUUAAGAAAGAAUGUCUUAGCAAAGUUUUCAAGAUCAAAGGAUGCAACUAUAUGCAGCUCUUAUUUUUAAUGUCAUGUAAAAUGUCUCGGUACUGUACCUUUAACAGGGACUUGUACAUCCACUGAAGUUUUUAUGGCUGGUUCCAUGUAGCUACGUAGUUUUUAAUGCACUGGAUAAAGAGGUUGAUAUCGGUGAAGUGAUUUGCUCUUGCAGUCCUUAAACACACAGGAUUAUUUUUGUGUGUGAAAGUGGCCAGAGCCUCUAGCUGUUACCUGUGGGAGGUUGGAAGUUGGGGAGCAGGUAAAAAGAAAAAAGCAAAUUGACUUCUUCAUGCUAGGUUUUUUAAGGGGCGUUUGAUUUGCUGGCUGAAUCAUCCCUGAGCACAUUUUGUAAUAAACAGUUAUGUGAAAUAAGCAUCAACUUGUAAUUUCCCCCAGCUGCUGCUUUUUGUGGGGUGACUCAGUCAGACACUUCACUAUGUGUGUGUGUAUGUGUGUGUAUGUAAAGUUCACUGAUGGGAACUUUUCUGCACACUGUUUCAAGAGAUUUGAAUAAUUUUUAUGUCAUGAUUUUUGCAUUAAUAUUCUAAAAUUUAUGAGAGGAGGAACGGAUUGGAGGAUAUUUUACACUAACACCACAUAGCUGCUGAUAGCAUGAAUAAUAUGGAAAGCCUUACAUUGGGAAAUCUGCUCCUUUCUGAUACAAUGUCUUUCACAUGGCGUAAGAAAAACUUUGCAUUGUUCCUCUCUGCUGGCUGCUGCUAUCCUCGUCUGAUGGGCUUUCUAGUCUCUACUGCACUUUAGCUAUAUCUUUCAUGUUAAAAGUAAGAGUAAUCUUUCCCUAAAGAGGAAUUGUCCCUUCCCUCUUCUGUUUGAAGAAUUAUUUCCCAAGCAAACCAUCUGGGAAGUAGUAUGGUUACACUGUGAUGCAAAAAAAGGAUAUUGAAUAUAUCUGUUUAAAUGUGUGUGUACAUAGUUACCUCUUAGGCAUUCAAAUCCAAAGAGCUGUACUAGUGACAGCUAGAUUCAAAUUUUGUUUUGCUGAAUGACCUUUUAUUCUGGUGCUUAAUUUAAUAUGAAUGAGGGUUUGUGUGUUUUUUUUAUCCAUUAAUCUUCAGUACAGUACUUGAUCUAAAUGUACACUAGAACCAGGAGUUAUCUUGACUCACGCCUAGACAGCAGCAGCUUCAGCCGCCCUCAUCGACCACAAGCCGCUGAAGUUUCUCUUAAGAGGAGCUAUUUCCUCAUGAGAAGACUUGGCUCUCUGGUAUCCUCCUUAGUGCUGCCAUCACAGAUCCUUCCAGUCCCCUUGGACUAGGAGUAAUCAGCAUGGGAACCUAGAAUAGGCAGGCACUGUGUGUCUUGUGGGUUAGUGACUUGUGCAAACAUCUGUCUGGUGUGCCUCGCUAAAUAUCAGUAAACUGACUUUAUUUAUUUUGUAUCGCUUUCAAAUCGCUUUAUCCGAAAGGUCUGGUUUUCCUAUCUUCCCUCCACUGCUUAUGGCUGAAACAGUAAAUAACUUGAACUAUAUUCUAACUGGUACAGUAUCCACUGCCAACCAUGUAAGUACUGAAAUCGUAAGCAGAUGGGCACUGUUGUUGGCUCACGAUGCUGGCUGUAAGCCGUACCAGCUAUGAAACUGUCGCUAGAAGCAUAUCUUCUUUUUCAAUAGCAUGGUUCCUCCUUGGUUUAAAUGUCUCUCACCUAGUACUUACAGGAAUUAGAGGACAAAUUUCGGCCAGGUCUUUUGGGCAGGAGUUUGAGGCUCAAAAGAGUUUGAGAGACAAAAUCCAGCCUCUUUUUAUCAGUGCAUUAUUCAUAUUCUAAACCUAAAUCACUUAGGUCUAAACUACAUGUUGGAGGCAAGCAUGUAACUAGCCUUCCUCAAAAGUUGAAAAUUCACUUUGGGAUGAAAAGAGUAGAGGCGGGAGAUGCUUAGACUUUUCCCUGCUCCAAAUCAUUUCCCCAAGUAUUCUCCCUCUGCCCCCAAGGUUCCAAUUGUAUGUUUGUAUUUUGGGGGCAAGCCGUGGGUAGGGCAUGAAGAGGGGCUGGAGUGGAGCUCCUCUUCUCUCUCUUGCUUUUCCAUUCUUACUAAUUCUCCCAAAUGUUUUAUGGUAAAAAAAAAAGAGGGGCUUUUAAGAAAACACACUUGCACAUAUUGUGUAGUUUGGCCUUCUGGGUACAAGGUUUCACCUAAACCGUUUGUUAAACCUGGAUGCCAAAAACUUGAGAUUUUUAUUUUUUAGUUGGCACCUGGAGUAUCAAAUUGCGGGUAAAAAUCUAAUGCAAGUAAUUUGUAGUGAUAAGGCAUUUAAGAAUACCAAAUAGAGCAAUAUUUUUAUGGAUUUUGAAAAGGGGAUGGGAAGGGUGGUAGAGAACUCUAAAUCUAAAAAUGAUACUGUAGGUAUCAAGUAGCAUUGCAUAUUAGAUCCUUUGGGGGAAAUGAAUGAUUUUACUUGGCAUUGUAGGAAGGUCUUUAAAACUGGGUGCUUCAAUUUUACAGGUUGGGUGUCAGUAGGAUCCAGAUACUGCUGGAUGUUGGUUGAUGUAUAAAAGGUCAGUCUGGUUACUGAACUUUCCAGCAUUACAUAAGCGUAAUACUUGAACAUUUUUCAAAACAUUUACCCUCUUAACCAUUUUGAGUGUGUGUAAUGUAUUCUAUUUAAGGUUUUGUGUGUUCUUUCUGGGUAAGUUUACGCUAUCCCUUCAACUUGAGCACUUUUGUUACCUGUUAUUUUUAUUACUGUUGGUCUUAACAUUUAUUAUAUAUAUAUAUAUAUAUUUUAUAAAUUGUAACAAGGAUUUUUUGUGAACUUCUGUGUGCUACCUACUAGCUCCCCCCCCCCCCCUUCUUUGGACUAGAUGAACUGACUACAAGCUGGUUCUUGGGAAGAAUGUUCAUUCGCACAUACAGAAAAUGUGCUCGCAAAGUGUACAUGUAUUGAGGUGUUUUUCCCUUCGAACUCAAUAGCCACGGUUAGCAUAAACUAACCAAACAGUAUGGCAUGACUGAGGGCCAGAUCAGGCAAUUUAAAAAUCUCCUUGUGGAAGAAGGAAUGUCUAAUCUUGCAGAACCACAUUGGCAGGCUCCCAGCAAAGUAAACGCUAGGAAACAUUGCCAUGACGUGGUCAUGCUAGAUCAGAUGCUAACUUCCUCCAUGCAGAUGUAUCUAUAAGGAUGCUGAUGUGAAGCUUUUUUGUGCAUCUGAACACUGUGCAACUUUUCCCCCCUCUUCCAUUUUUUCUAGCUCCUUUGCUGUGAGCGUUACGGUAGUAUGAACCAAUUUCAUGUGGCAGUUAUUUCUCUUAACAGCUGUGGACGGCUUUUAACCACUGGAAGAAAACACCAGGCUUCCAGAAUAUUAAGUUGCAUUAUUUCACCACUUGUCCCAAUAAAAGCUUGCUUCUCGGCCUAAUCAGUCUUGUUAUACAUAUGGAUUUGACUUGCUGUGCUAUUGCCAUGAAUCCUAUUAUGUAACAACCCAGAACAACUUGAACUCACCUCGGCCCGUUUGUUAAACAAGGCUAGAGAGCAUUGCUUUACUCAUGGCCCAAGUUUAACUAUAUUAUGUUGUGAAGUUGAAAUUACCAAUGUCUCUCUAAAUUGCUUUAUUACCUGUAUGAUGAACCUUAUGUCACAGGACUGUGUUAUGCAUAACCGUUACUGAAAGCUCCCUUGGUGUCGGGUGAAAUUAAGACUUCAGAGAAGCAGUGUUUCCCUUUUGAGGGAAAGGGACAGUGCACUUUGGUCAUUAAUAUGAAUGUCAGCAUUAAUUGGGCUGUACCAUUUUGAUUUCUAAUAAAUCUGAAAUGUGAGAUUUACAAAAAUAUGCUGUUUUUUUCAGAGAAGAUUAUGGUCUGCUAUGAUAACCUGUUUUAUGACGACUCAACCCAGAUAGCCACAGUUUAUUAUCCAGCUUUGUAUAAUGGUGAAAGGAAUGACGGCAAAUGUUCAAGUUAAUGGUACACCAUUUGUGUAGAGGCAACCACCAGUAAUCUUAUGCUACCAUGAACAGGGAUUUCACAGAAGCAAGGUAGGGUCAAAAACACAGGAGUCAUAGCAGGUGCCCAUUGACUUGUGCCUCAUUGCUGGAACGCUUUUGGAAAAACUCUUACUUUUUGCGCAGCUGAUGUGGCUUCUUUCUGGUUUUUGUCUUGGCAAUACUGUACACAAGUUGUUGUUUCCCUUUAUUGUAUCUACUUGAGGUAUCACAAUAAACGUUUUCAGUUUUGUUGAA